Molecule: messenger RNA, 549 nt
Organism: Aspergillus affinis
Lineage: Eukaryota; Fungi; Ascomycota; Eurotiomycetes; Eurotiales; Aspergillaceae
Exons: 3
Coding region: 1-549 (182 amino acids)
Source: RefSeq, a predicted model, not a curated record
AUGGGCCGUCGGGAUGCAAGAUUGAUUAAUUCAUUUCUGCCAUUCUUUUCUGUCAUGCCUUGCAGGGGUGCCUUCGUAUCCUUCGAUAUUGCGACAUUUUCCCCUUCAAACGGCGAUAGAACCCUCAAGCAUAUCGCCAUCAACUUUGCAGCGGGAUUAGAAUGCAACCCCGUCAAAUACUUGUGUCUCUCGGAUUUCGCCGCCCAGCGCCGAGAUGCCAGACUACUGCACAGGAAAUCGACGCCCGGCGGAUACGAGCUUCUGGUCAAUCCGGCUGGUAUCACCAAGGCUAUCGAAAUGAAUGGCGGCCCUUUGUGCCAGCAAACGGCACGCCCCUCGACGAUGGGGUGCAAAUGGAAUGUUGAACAGUUGGACCCAGGGGCCAACCAAAACCCCCCAACUAGCCGUUCCCCUCCCCUCCACACGCUGCCGAUUGUCAGCAUUCAGUUUUCCGACCUCCGCCCGUCAUUGGCCCGCUCGUUGUUGAUCUGGCUCGGCUUCCUAGGCCGGGAUGACCGCCAGCGCGACGGACAUUGGUCCCCCCGCUAA